AUGGACUUCAAAAUAACACAGGGUUCUGAGAAUCUAGACAGACAUUACGACCACUAUUAGAGAAACAUAUACUCGAUCUAAGAGCGCGAGGAUGACUCUCAUUCUAUAGAUCAGGGGUACUAGGACUUCAUGCAAAAAGAGAAAGAAGUAAAAGACUUGUAGACUAUGAGGAUUAAGACUUUGGAGCAAAUUAUAAAGGAGAAGAUUUAAAUCAUUCAGCAGCUAGAAAAUGAAGUGGAUCAGCACUUGAAGAGAGGCAAGAAUCUUGAGACAUUGGUGGAUGAAAGGGACUAGGUUCUAGGAGAUUAUGAAAACAAGUUUGAUAGGAUAAAGUUAAUUAUUCAGGAAAAAGAUGUUGAGAUUAGCAAUUGCAAGGCUUAACUUCAAAAUUACUAUGAGCAAUACUUGGAUGAGAAAGAGCUUAUUAGAAAUUUGAAUGAUAGGAUUGAAAAUUUAUAAGACUAAUUAAGAGUUUAGGAGUACUCUUUCAAGGACAAAUUAGAUGAGAUUAUCAAAGCCAAGGACCAGGAGUCUGAAAGAGAGCAGAGAUUGCUCAAGCAAAAACUGAAGGAGAAAGAGAAGAGACUUGAGAGCACGAAGAUAAAUGCUGAUGAAAGAAUGAAUAUCGCCUUGGAGACUAGAGAUAGAGAAAUCAGGCAGUUGCAGGAGCAGCUAGCAUAGACGUUUUAAGAUCAAUCAUCUGAGAUAUAAAAACUGAGCCUGCAGCUAAAGACUGUAAGUGAAGAAUUAAUCAACAGAGAUAAAAUGAUAGAAGGACUGCAAAAAAAUCAAAGCAAUUAGACUGAGUUGCUUUAAAAUCACAUAGACAAGCUAAAAGAUCUCCUUAACCACAAGACUGAUAUUAUUAACAAUAUGGAGGACAAUAACAGAUAGUAGUUAGACCAUAUCAAUCAGCUAAAGCAGCAAAUCUCUCAACAAGAAAUUAAGUUUACAAACCAGGUUCAUUAAUUCUAGUUUGAGAGAGAUCAGAUCAUUUAGGAUAAUAGCCAGGAGAAAAUUAAUAUGGAAUAGCUAUUUGCCUCUAGGGAGCAGGAAUGGAAUAGGAAGAUAAAAGAGUUAGAAAGAGAAAAGAAGAAAAUAGCAAGAGACUUCGAAACACUUAAAAGCUAACUCAAGGAAAAAGAGAGGGGUGUGAAGAGUGAAAUCGAGAAAGUCUGGAAUGACUGGGAAGAUAGAUGUAAUGAGUUGGAAUCUGAUAAAAAGAAUCUUGAGUUCAGGCUUGAUGAAUAUGAAGGCAAGAAUAAAGAUCUCCAAAAGCAAAUCUCUAACUUCAAAAAGGAUCAGAAAAAUCUGAAGUCUUCCAUUGAAGAGAAAGCAAAUGAGACUAAGUUGCUGCAAAAUAAGUACGAACAAGAACUUCAGAAGAAAGAGAGUGAUAUAGAAGAACUUUAAAAGAAAAUGGACUAGAAUCAUAACUACAUGCAGUAUGAGAUUCAGCAUUUGAAAGGUGAACUUGAAAAGUAAUAUAAAAAGGAGUACUAUGAGAAGCAGAUGCAACAGUAGAAUAAAAACAAUAUAAUCAACAGCAAUAACUUCCAAAAUAGAGACUUCGUAAAUAAAGCCAAUAACCUUAUUACUCCUUAGAGUCAAUAACCUUAUCAAAAUAAUGACUUCUAAAGCUUUAGAUUAGCUUUGAAUGCAAUUAACAGCAAUAGACAAUCUCACGAGAGAACUCCUCCUUAAAUGAAUUACAAUAAUAACAACAAUAUCAAUCAGCAAUCGUUAAAGCAGACCAGUUUAAAUGGCUUAAACGAUAGUCUUGACAAUAUGAGAAGAGAGUUCUAUAAUUAAUUCAGCAACCUUAUGGGUGAGAGUGUAGGAUUUGCUACAUCUGGAGGGGAUAAACUUCAAUAGCAACUUCAGAUGUCUCCAUUAUCUAGACUCUCAAGACAGGGCAUGGGAUUGCAAGUUAACCCAGCUAACUUAAAUCUUCAAGACAAAGAAAAAGACUUAAUAAUUAAAGAAAUACAACUUGAGAAUGAAGAGUUAAAGAGGAUAAUUGAGCAGAUGAAAAAUGACAUGGAAAUGGUGGUAUCUGAAAUCAAGCAAGGCAGGUUACAAAACAACAACGGCAAUCACACUUUAAAUAACGGUGGGGGAAACAAUACGAACAUUCUCAUAUAAUAGGAAAUCAUACAGAAAGAGAGGAAGAUCUUCGAACUUGAGAGAAAGCUUAAGCACAGAGAUGAAGAGAUAGACAGGCUUAAAUAGGAAAGAGAUAGAUUGUUAAAUAUAAGUAACGAACUAAGAGCUGAGUUAAACAAUGCUCAAAAGAUGCUAUAGUAGAACAAUGAUAGCUAUGAUUAAAUGUCAUCAGAAUUUAAGGACCACGAUAUGAUAAGCAUCAAUAAGAUAUAUGGAAAUGACGGAGGAAGGGAAACUGCUGAUUUCUAUGGAAAUAUAGAAGAACAUAAAGUUAAGAUCGAAAAACUAGACAACUAUGCUGAAGAACUAGCAGCAUAAAUGAAGUCAUGGAUCCAAUCUGGAGCAUAUACUCCGUCAAGAAAACAUAAUUUCCAAGAUGACAGGAAAGUUGGAGGAGGCGGAAGAGUAGGAUAAAACACUGGAGGAACCUCUUAAAGAUAGAAAAGUCAAUCUCCAAACUCAAGAAUGAGGAAAUAGGGCGAAGAGUUUUUGAGAAAAAUAGAGGAGCUAAGAAAUAAUCUAUAACUUGAAGGGUAAUCACUAUAGAUGAUGUAGGUCGAGAUUAACCAAGAAAAAAGGCAUUUGCAACAGUCUGAGAGGCUCACACCAUCCUAAAAGAGAGCUUAAGAAAAAUUAAAAAGUGCACUUGACAAGAAAAAAUCUUAGGAUUAGAUGCCUAAGGUCAGAAAUUACAAUUUAAAAGAAUCCAGUACUGAAAGAAGGUCCAGAUCUAAGGAAAGGAAGUUCAAUGGAAAUGAAGAGUUCAAAGGAGAUAGAAGACUUGAGACUCAACCUAUCUACAUGAGAGAUAUGGCAAACCCGAGUGACGAUGAGGAAAAUAGUAAUAUGAAUCUACCCAGAAAAGUCAAAUCAGGGGUAGGGGCUCAUUCUAAUUUAAGAAGGAAAGCCAAUGACGGAGAUAUUUUUAUGAAUAUAAAAAGAAAGACCCCUACUAAGAAGAUUGGAGAUGAAAUGAUUAUUUGA
Messenger RNA from Stylonychia lemnae, 3150 nucleotides. Lineage: Eukaryota; Ciliophora; Spirotrichea; Sporadotrichida; Oxytrichidae. The record is from the annotation of a GenBank genome assembly.